Messenger RNA from Macrobrachium nipponense, 2784 nucleotides. RefSeq names its product geminin-like (gene geminin). The transcript is spliced from 5 exons. Gene Ontology annotation, biological process: negative regulation of cell cycle; negative regulation of DNA replication. Lineage: Eukaryota; Metazoa; Arthropoda; Malacostraca; Decapoda; Palaemonidae. The record is from RefSeq and is a predicted model, not a curated record. Bases 111 to 734 code for a protein of 207 amino acids. Gene Ontology annotation, cellular component: nucleus.
AGUUUACGUCCAAGUUUGCGCUCGCCCUUUAAACUUUAAAAACCAAAACAACAAACCCUCAGACGGUCGUCAUAUAUUGCUCUCUGGCACGAAAAUAAAUCGAAUUAAUCAUGUCUGCCGUCUCUCCGUUCGAGAUCACGGGUGUCUUGAGGCCGAAGGAUUUUACCGAAGAGAGAAAGGGAUUAGGAAUAGCACACCAUAAUAAGCACAAACAGUCUGUGUUAACUGUUGCAGAUGGAAAUGUCAAAAUUUCAUCUAAAAGCAGGAAAAGAAAAAGCAUCUCCAUCAGUGAUGAAAAUAGCGUUCCAGUGAAACAUAGGCGAACAGAUGGAAUUUAUGAGGACUUGCCACUUCACCAGAAGAAGCAGAAGAUGCAACUUAGUGUGGCUGUUCAGACCGAAGAAAGUAAAAAAGAUUUAGAAGCAUCAAAAAAUGGUGAUGGAACAUCAUCAUCUCCCAGCUGUGAGCCUGAAAGAAUAAUAAACAUGUUAACAAGUGAAACUGCACCACCUGAAUAUUGGGAAGAAUUAGCAGAGAAAAGAAGAGAGGCUCUUGAAGAAACAUUGAGAGAAAAUAAAAAUUUAACAGAAGAGAAUAAAUGCCUUAAAGAAGAGGUAGCACAGUUAAAAGAGGAGAAUAAGUUGUUGGAUGAAAUGGUAAAAGAAGCCAAGGAAUUAGCACAACUAGUGGAGGUACUUACAGCAGAUUCUGGUACAGGGUCUGGGUCAGAGUGAAUUUGAAUUGUGCCUAGUCAGAUUGGUCUUUGUUAUUUACAUAAUCAAGAAAGCAAACUCAGGAGUGCUGAAUGAGUGCGCUGCUUUUAGGAAACUUGUAGAGGACCUUUCCUGUGUAAGUGAUGAUUAUGUUUUACAGCCUUUCUGGUUGUGUAGAGUUUUAUAGGAAUAACUGACCUUUUCUAUUUUGAACUGGACGACUGAUUUUAAAGUUGACCAUCACAUUGAUGGCGGCGUACUAGACUUGUUUUUGUAUUUAUUGACACUUCAUUGGAAAAUAUUAAUAAAUUUUAAAGAAAAAAAUCAUAACUGUUAUUCACCAUACCCAGGCUGUGAGUUAGAAUUUAAACUUGAUAGUCUGGAAUAAUGAUAAUGAUAAUAAUAAUAAUUUAAUAAUAAUGAAUUUAAUUAUAGACUCUCUCAAGUAUUAGUUUAGCUCCUGAAUAAAAUAGUGGAAUGUAGUAACAAAUUUUUACCUUAAUUUUGCAAUAUGAGUUUAAAUAUAAUAUAGUUUAAUACCAUAAAUUUUUGAUUAGGCUAAUUAGAUACUGAGAUUAAUUUUAUGAUAUUGUAUUUUGGCUUUUAAUGUUAAAUAGUAUGAUUUUUAAAUAUUUGAUGUUUUGAAAUCUAAUUCAGUGAUAUUUUGUAAUGGCAUUUUAAAUUUUUAGACCAUAUUGUCAGUGGUAAGCGCUGCAAAAAGUUCCAUUAUUAGUGUUCUUUAAUUUUCAUUUUGCCUACAAAUGUCUUGAGAAAUUUUACAGAAGUGCUGUUAUGACCAGGUACCUUACCAGCCUUUUGAUGCAAAAUCGUGAGUAUUGGGGAGGGCAUAGAUUAGGGAGGAGUGGAGUAAGAUCAGGAGCAUUGGAAUUGUUUGAUGUAGAGUUACCUGAAGCUCAAGAUUCAUCAGGGUGGAAGUCGCUAGAGUGCCAGAGUUAAGCAUCAGCUGUGAUGUCCAUAGGUUGGCAAAAUUUUAUUUAUUAGUUAACAAGGUCGGAAUACAGUAGCCCAUCAACUUACGAGUGGAAGACAAUCUGCCAGGUGAAAGUGUUGUAUCCCAAAACAUAUUAGCUAAUUGUCAGAAUGUAAAGUGGAACCCAACACCACUACUCUGCACCAGGUAUCGUUCCAGUAUCAGUUUGCCUGUGACAUUUUUAGAAAUGUUUAGUCAUUGGGUUGUAGGUUAGAGUUGUAUGUAGUAUUAUGUAUUUAAGGGUCUGGAACCUCUGAACCUCCAAUAAAAGAAUGAGGCUAAGUCAUCAUGUAAGCUAGUAGUAUUUCAGGCUAUUCAUAAUGGUGGAACAUCCUGGUUGACAGCAGUUGCUGUAGUUUUUCAGGAAGCUUUUGCGUACUGAAGGCAUAUAGUGAGUGAUUAUUUAAAAGUUGUCAUAGUGCUUUUAUGUCCCAAAAUUUCAUACAUCCAUCCUUAUUAGAGUGCAUGGUUUUGAACUGGAUGCUGACGAGUGCUUAGCUAGAAAUUCACUGUUUUAGGAUACAAAAGUGGGAUUAUAGUGUAUUUCAUAAAUGUUUUAUGUUUAAUGUAACCAGGUAUCAAUUUUAAUUUUGGCAAUUAAAAUAUAUAAAUGCUGAAAAUAAGUAAGAAAUUAACAUAAUCAGAGAAUGUAGUAGUAAUACAAGCCAUUUUGUUAUGAGUAGCCUACUUGAUAGUCUUUUAAUAUUUAAAACUUCACAAUAAAUAGACCUUUGAAUUUUUUUUAUAGAUAGCUGCUCAAAAAUUCAAUCUAUCAGUGCCUGAUAGAUAGUUUAUUAAGUAUAUCAUAAUAGGUUGAAGAAUGAAUUCACAAUAAUAGACUGAAAACAAACAUUUCUCUUUAUUAAUCUCUGACAUAGCAUACAAUAGUGUGAUGUGGGUAAACUAAUGUUACAAAUUAUACUAUAUAAUUAUAAUGGGAAUGAACUCACAGAUAUAACAAGUGUAGAACUUUUUCACCAAAACUUGAAUACAGCCUACGAUAGUAAUUUUGUGUGAUUUAGUGACUUUAACCAUGACAGAUUUUUGUAUUUAAAUUGGCAAUAAAACCGAGACUGUGUA